This is a messenger RNA of Vicia villosa (hairy vetch), 1230 nucleotides long. RefSeq names its product zinc finger BED domain-containing protein RICESLEEPER 2-like. Bases 1 to 1230 code for a protein of 409 amino acids. The transcript has a single exon. NCBI's taxonomy places the organism in Eukaryota, Viridiplantae, Streptophyta, Magnoliopsida, Fabales, Fabaceae. Gene Ontology annotation, molecular function: DNA binding. The record is from RefSeq and is a predicted model, not a curated record.
AUGGAACAAGAACCUCCAGCAGCAACCACAGCAGCAGCAACAACACCCAUUGAGGUCUGCACAAAUCAGCCUCCUAUUGGUCGGAAGAGAAGAAGAGCUAAUGCAAAUGCUAUUAGAAAGAGGUCUGAGGUAUGGGACCAUUUUAACCUUAUUCCUGAUAGUGAUCCCGCUACUGCGGCAUGUAAGUACUGCCAUCAAAAGUAUAUGUGUGACUCUAAGAAACACGGAACGUCAAAUUUAAAGAGUCACAUGAAAACAUGUCCUAAGUAUCCGUUGAACCUUUCAACCGACCCUACCCAAACCGUAUUGACAUAUUCAACAAUUCCGGGGGUUGGGUUGGUUCCAACAUCUUCUAGGUUUGAUCCUGUAGGUUGUAGAAAGGGGUUGGCUUACUUUAUUAUUUUAGAUGAGAAGCCCUUUAGAACAGUUGAAGGAGAGGGUUUCAAGUACUUUUGUUACCAAAUGCAACCCCAAUUUACAAUACCAUCAAGAAGAACCAUAGCUAGGGAUUGUUUUCAGAUAUAUCUUGAUGAGAAAGUGAGGUUGAGAGCAUUAUUUAGUUCUGAUUGUAGUAGAGUGGCAAUUACAACAGAUUGUUGGACUUCCGUUCAAAAUCUAAACUACCUGACCCUCACUGCUCAUUUUAUAGAUAGGGAUUGGCAAUACCAAAAAAGGAUAAUCAGCUUUGCGAUUAUACCAAAUCACCGAGGUAAAACAGUUGGUAAGAAGGUUGAGGAUGUGCUGAAGGAGUGGGGGCUGAGAAACGUUUCAACUAUCACGGUAGAUAACGCGGCAUCAAAUGAUGUUGCUGUUAAGUAUUUAGAGCAGAAGAUAAGAAAUAUGAAUGGACUUUUUAUGGAUGGAUUUGGGUUUCACAUGAGGUGCUGCGCACAUAUACUGAAUUUGGUCGUGAGAGAUGGAUUAAAAGUAGCUAGCACCUCAAUUUCAAGUGUUCGAAAUGCGAUAAGAUAUGUGAGAUCUUCACCCCAUAGAGCGUUAAAGUUCAAUGAAUGUGUGGGCUAUGCCAAUAUUACAUGCAAGAAGUCGGUAUGUCUUGAUGUUUCAACUCGUUGGAACUCGACGUAUUUGAUGUUAGAUGCAGCUGAGAAGUAUGAAACAGCUUUUGAUAAGCUAGAAGAUGAGGUUGAGGAUUAUAGGGAUUUCUUUGAAGGUGAUUCCCCCCUAGUAGUGAAGAUUGGGAGAAUGUUAGGGUAUUUAUUAAGUUUUUGA